AUGUUGUUAAACGAAGAGUCUAGUAAACGGCGUAGGGUGGCCAGGGCUUGUGAUUCCUGUAGAAGAAAGAAAGUUCGAUGUGAUGGUGUUCAGGCCGGUUCUGAUCCACCAUCCUGUACUAAUUGUAGGACUUAUGGUUAUGAAUGCUCUUUUAUUGAUGCUCCAAAAAAGCGUGGUCCUCCCAAGGGUUAUAUAGAAGCAUUAGAAACAAGACUUCAAAGAAUGGAAUCUGUCCUUGGAAAUUUGGUUCAAUCCGGUGACUUGCCCGAAAAUGCAAUUAGUUCAAGUCUUGAAUGGAUCAACGUCAAUGAAAGCAACUUUCGAUCGUUUCAAAGUUCGGCUACUAAGAGUCUUUCCUCAAAAAAACCUUAUGAUUUUUCGAUUCCUCGUGCCGCACUACCUUCAAAUUCAAAAUCAUCUACAAAUCUUGUGAAACAUAAUAAAUCUCUUCGUGAUCAAGACAGCGAUACUGAAAAUACCUCAUCAAGUGAUAACGAUCCCGUUUGUGAUUUAAGUGAUUGUUUCGGUCAACUUACAAUUGACGAUGAAGGCCAUACAAGAUAUAUCGGAUAUAGUUCUGGAUAUUUCUCUUAUAUAAAAAUUUUUAGAAUAACUUCUGAUGCUGAAUUUCUACAUGUUCCUAAUUUUAAUAUCCGAUUACCUUCUGUAAAAACCGUUGCUCAAAGGGCGAUAUCGGAACUUCCUCCAAAAGAAUUAUGCGAACAAUUAUUAGAUGUUUUCUGGAAAUAUGUUCAUCCUUACCUUGUUUUCAUUGAUAAGCAUGAUUUUUUGGAAAAAUAUAAUGAUUUGGAAAACAAUUAUACCACGAUCAUCCUUCUUUACGCUAUGUUCGCGAACGCUUCGUUUACACUUGACAUUCCAGAUGUUUAUAAAAAUCCUGAUGAUCCAUAUUCCAUUGGCAGGGAAUAUUUCGAUCGUGCAAGAGAAUUACUUAAAAAUGUGUUCGAUAAUGUAUCAAUAACAAUCGUUCAGGCACUUAUAUUAUUAUCUACGUAUCAUAGAAGUGCGGAUGAUUCAGUUACUUGGUUAUACAGUGGAAUGGCCAUUCGUACAGCCCAAGAGAUGGGACUACAUCGUAAUCCGGUAAAAUGGGGUUUUAGUGCAAGACAAAUAGAAAUUAGAAAACGUGUAUGGUGGGCUUGUGUUAUAAGUGACAUAGCUACGAGUGCUUCUUUAGGACGUCCACUUGCUAUUUGUGAGAUUGAUUGCGACGUUGACUACCCUACUCCCGGUAUAAUACCCGAUGAGCCACGACAUUUUGUUGAAAAAUGGAUCGAAUUGAUAAAGAUAAUGCUGAUACUUGGACGUGUGAUCACACAUAUUUACAGUACAAAGUCUAGACAAAUUUUGAAUUCCAAUAAUAAUAAUAUAUUAGUUUCAUUGGAUGCUGAAUUAACUGAAUGGCGUGAAAAUCUUCCACCUGAACUUCAAUAUGAUUCAACUGCUCCAUAUAAUAUAAUUGACAGUCGACAAUUGCAUAUUCAUGUUCUAUAUUACGCAUGUCAAAUUCUUUUGCAUCGUCCCUAUAUUCAUGGCCCAAAAUCAAAAGCAUCUUCAUCUAUUCCAUCUCUCACCAUUUGUACCAUGGCCGCAAAUAACAUUACACAUAUUAUACAUCGUUUGAUGAAAAUAGGCCUACUCAAAGCUUCAUUACCUCUUUUAACUCCCUCUUUUCUUGCUGCUUCUAUUAUACACAUUAUAAAUGUUGUUAGUGAUGAUGAUCGAUUCAGAGAAGUUGCAAAGCAUGGUAUUAGAAUGACUUUGAAUUGUCUUAAUUAUGCGAAGGCUUUUUGGUCUAAAGCUGAAAAUUGCGAACGCGUAUUGAAGGGUUUAUUAAGUGCUAAAAAUAUUACUAUCGAUGGUGUUGACGGUAUUUUUGAUAAUAUUAGAGCUCCUCCUAACAACCCAUAUUUUAAGUAUAAACCUAAAGUUCCCGCUGAGUCCGAUAAGUCACAUAACACCUUUUCUCCAUCUCAGGUCCCAUCACAAACGGAAUCAAUGCAUAUCAUUAAUCAACCUACUUCGACUGUCGCUAAUACUCAUGGUAUCAGAGAUUGUAAUAAUACACAGUCGGUUAAUUCUCUUUUAACGGGUUAUGAACGAAUUUCUUCUCCAGAAUCUCCUUCUAACUCAAGAUUUACGCGAUUUAAUGAAUUUCCCAUGAACAUAAAUAAUGGAUUGUUUUCUCAGAAUACUGAUUCUUUCACUUCGGAUGUUUCUCCACUUUUGUUUGGAGAUCAUGAUGAUUCGAUUAAUGAAAAUGAUUCUUUUUUACCAUUUCCUUCUUCAAAUGAUUUGAAUGAGUGGACUAACUGGACGAAAUACAUGAUAAGAUUACAAACUUUAAAAACAUCUAAUACAAAUAAUAAUAAUUUAAUUCCAAGUCAAGAUGAUAUUUUGACAUCCUCAGAUAGUAAUAUUAGUUCAUCUGUAAAAAGUAUGUUUGCUUCGAUGACUAGUUCUCGUGAUCGUAUGGAUUAUAAUAAGCGAUAA
Molecule: messenger RNA, 2514 nt
Organism: Cetraspora pellucida
Lineage: Eukaryota; Fungi; Glomeromycota; Glomeromycetes; Diversisporales; Gigasporaceae
Source: the annotation of a GenBank genome assembly